Messenger RNA from Eurytemora carolleeae, 2901 nucleotides. Its product is annotated as glycogen phosphorylase. Gene Ontology annotation, biological process: glycogen catabolic process. Gene Ontology annotation, molecular function: glycogen phosphorylase activity; pyridoxal phosphate binding. Lineage: Eukaryota; Metazoa; Arthropoda; Copepoda; Calanoida; Temoridae. Bases 40 to 2580 code for a protein of 846 amino acids. Gene Ontology annotation, cellular component: cytoplasm. The record is from RefSeq and is a predicted model, not a curated record. The transcript is spliced from 28 exons.
GUUUAAUUAUUGAUUAUAAUUUUUGUUGUUGCAGAGACCAUGUCUGCUCCGGUAACCGAUCAUGAUCGGAGAAAGCAGAUUUCCGUCCGACAUAUCGCGCAGGUUGAGAAUGUUGCUAAUGUAAAGAAGAGCUUUACUCGUCAUCUUCACUAUACUCAAAUCAAGGAUAGGCACGUUGCUACACCCAGGGAUUACUACCUGGCGCUGGCAGACACUGUUAAGGAUCAUCUAGUCUCAAGAUGGAUCAAGACCCAGCAAUACUACUAUGAAACUGAUCCCAAGAGGGUUUACUACUUGUCCCUGGAGUUCUACAUGGGUAGGUCCCUCACCAACACCAUGAUCAACCUCGGCAUUCAGGGAGCUUGUGAUGAAGCUCUUUACCAGCUUGGCCUGGACAUAGAGGACCUGGAGGAGAGUGAAGCAGAUGCUGGUCUUGGAAAUGGAGGCUUGGGUCGAUUAGCCGCUUGUUUCCUUGAUUCUAUGGCUACCCUAGCCAUGCCAGCGUAUGGCUAUGGUAUCAGAUACGAGUAUGGUAUUUUCUCGCAAAAGAUUGAAAGCUUUGAACAGGUGGAGGAGCCUGAUGAUUGGCUGAGGUACGGCAACCCUUGGGAGAAAGGGAGGCCUGAGUACACCGUUCCGGUGAACUACUACGGUCAUGUAGAGGAAGAGAAUGGGAAGAGGAAGUGGGUCAACACACAGGUUGUGCUAGCAAUGCCCUACGACAACCCUAUCCCUGGGUAUAUGAACAAUGUUUGCAACACCCUCAGGUUAUGGUCUGCUAAGUCUCCUCUUCACUUCAACCUGAAAGUAUUCAAUACUGGAGAUUAUAUUCAGGCUGUCCUGGAUAGAAAUAUAGCUGAGAAUAUAUCCAGAGUUCUCUACCCCAACGACAACAUGUUUGAGGGGAAGGAGUUGAGGUUAAAGCAGGAGUACUUCCUCUGUGCUGCCACCCUUCAUGAUGUUGUCAGGCGCUUCAAGCAUUCCAAGUUUGGAACUAAGGAAUUGGCCCGAACUGACUUCAGCCAUAUGCCAGACAAAGUGGCCAUCCAGUUAAAUGACACCCAUCCCGCCCUCGCUAUCCCGGAGCUAAUGAGGAUCCUUGUGGACGAGGAGAACCUCGAGUGGGCCGAGGCCUGGGAUAUUUGUGUUCGAUGCUGCGCGUACACAAACCAUACUAUACUGCCUGAAGCCCUAGAGAGGUGGCCUGUAUCUAUGCUUGAAUCCAUUCUUCCCAGGCAUCUUGAGAUUAUCUAUCUGAUAAACUAUCUUCAUAUGGAGGAAGUUAAAAGGAAGUACGGAGAUGACUGGGAAAAGAUGAAGCAGCUGUCUUGUGUGGAGGAGGAAGGAGGAAAGAGGGUUAAUAUGGCGCAUUUGGCAAUCAUUGGAAGUCACGCUGUAAAUGGUGUUGCUGCCAUUCACUCAGAUCUGAUUAAGAAAACUCUUUUCAAGCCCUUCUAUGAACUGUGGCCCCACAAGUUCCAGAACAAAACCAACGGAAUCACGCCGAGAAGAUGGUUGCUUCUGUGCAACCCUUUGCUUGCUGACGUCAUCAGUGACAAAAUCGGCGAUCAAUGGCCGAUUUAUCUCGACCAGCUCGUGAAGCUGAAGGAGUUUGCAGAUGAUGAAGGAUUCCAAAGAGAAGUGAUGAAAGUGAAGCAGGAUAAUAAGAACAAGUUGGCUGAGCUACUUAGAGAACUCACAGGAGUUGAUAUCAACCCUAACAGUAUCUUCGAUAUACAGGUUAAGCGUAUCCAUGAGUACAAGCGUCAGUUGCUAAACAUUCUUCAUAUUAUUACCAUGUACAACAGGAUAAAGAGUAACCCUGCUGCUCCGUUUGUUGCUCGAACUGUGAUGAUCGGAGGAAAGGCUGCUCCAGGCUACUACAUGGCCAAGCAGAUCAUCAAGCUCUUCAACAUGGUCGGAGAGGUUGUAAACAACGAUCCUGUUGUUGGUGAUAAACUCAAGGUCGUCUUCCUUGAGAACUACAGGGUGACCCUGGCAGAGAAGAUUAUGCCAGCUGCUGAUCUUUCAGAACAGAUUAGUACAGCUGGAACUGAAGCUAGUGGGACUGGAAACAUGAAGUUUAUGCUGAAUGGAGCUCUGACUGUUGGAACACUAGAUGGAGCCAAUGUUGAGAUGGCUGAGGAGAUGGGGAUGGAUAACAUCUUCAUUUUCGGAAUGAACGUUGAUGAAGUUGAGAAGGAAGCCGCAAAUUAUGACGCCAUGAAGUACUACAACUCAAUUCCAGAACUAAAACAGGUGAUGGAUAUGAUUAAAGCUGGUUUCUUCUCUCAUGGAAACCCGGAUACAUUCAAGGAUGUUACAGAUAAUCUUCUUUACCAUGACAGGUUUUUGACCCUGGCGGAUUAUGAGGCGUAUAUCUCCGCCCAGGAUCAAGUAUCCGCCGCGUAUAUGGAUACCAAGAGGUGGGCUAAGAUGGCAAUUCAUAAUAUUGCCAGCAGCGGGAAGUUUAGCUCAGACAGAACAAUAUCCGAGUAUGCUCGUGAGAUCUGGGGAGUUGAACCUAACCGAGAGAAGCUGCCUGAUCCUCAUGGCAAGGAUGGUUCUCCGGAAGCGUGAAUAUCCCCCCUUCAAUCCUCCUUAAAAUAAGGGGGGUCCCUACUUACACCUUAAAUAUAAGAUCUGUUCUGCCAUAACUCGUAUUUGUUUUCGCAAUUUCUCUAAUCGACAAUUUUCAAUUUUGAAAGUUUUGUCUGAAAUAUUCGUGAUUAAAUAAUAUUAAUGUUCAGCUUAGCAAGCUCACAAGUAUCGUAGUCGGCUGAUAGUAGAUAAAUGUUUUUAAUUUAUAGAUGAUAAUUUUAUUCAUUUUAGAACUUAUGUUUAACGUUUUUAUGUAAACUUUACGUAUUGUGGAAUUAAAAUAAAGCUUGUUAUGAAUUA